UAGCUUCCCUGUAGUAAGCUGGCUACCGAGCAGCUGCUGACACUUUUUGUUGGGAGGCGGGUAACCGUUUGAAUUCUUGAGUGACAGGGGCGAAUAUUUUGGUAUUAGUGGUUAUAGAACGCGGGGAGCCCAGUAGAAGGCGGGUUCUGGAGGUUUGAUACAACUUUUUUGUUUUUGUAAAGUCACGAUAAAACAUUGUAACUGAUAGAAAUACAAAUGUCAGCGAUCGCCAGGGGUGGCGACUUAGCAAGGUAGCUAACCCGUUAGCAGCAGAACAAGCCAGCCAGUUGGCGAACGUUUGCAGAGCGUUGCGGUGCGAUGAGAAGUGAACCAGGGUCGAUGUUACCUUAUCGCGGGUGGUAGAUCUUCGUCAAACUAGAGUUUUCCCCCACAAACACGUAUCUUUGGAACUUUCUGGCUGGCUGAUCCCCGUACAAAAUAGACCACGGAUAGCCAUUUAAAGGGAAAGGGGGAAGUUGUCCGGACAGCGAGCUCAGGUCCCAAGUUCUAAAACAACUUUGCAAAAGUUUAUGAACCGUGGUAAAUCGGCCAAAUAGGGGAUUUCAUGCCGGUCCAUGUGCUUAUUUGGAUAGCUAGCGUGUCUGAAAGAGUUAGCUAGCAACCCAGCUAGCUUUCAAACUUUGCAGCGCUAGCUAAGACCGAUACCGCUAUUAGCAACCUUGCUGUAUCAGACCUGCAGAACAUUGGGAACAGCAGCAAUGGAAGAAAAUGAUAACAUGGAGUAUUUUUACCAGCAAGUUUUGCAGAAGGACGUGGCUCGGCGACUACAGGUUGGCCAAGAUCUCAUUGACUUCCUCAACGAUCCGCAAAGAUCGCCCGAUGUGGAGCAGGACAAAUCCCGUCUAGAUAAAACUAUGGACGAGCUAACGGGAUGGGUGAAUUCAAGCAAUUACAAGGUGGCGCUGCUGGGAAUAGACAUUGUUGGAGCGUUUGUGGAUCGCUUGGCAGAGCGCUUCAGAGGCUAUAUAGGAACAGUGGUCCCUGCUCUGAUUGACAGACUGGGUGACUCUAAGGAGCAGGUGCGGGAGCAGAGCCAGGCCCUCAUUCUCAGGCUGAUGGAACAGACGGCCCCCGUCAUGUACGUUUGGGAACGGCUGCUCCCCGGAUUCAAACACAAGAACUUCCGGAGCAGGGAGGGGCUCUGCCUGUGCCUUGUCGCUACGCUAAACUUGUACGGUGCUCAUCCUCUGACCCUCAGCAAGAUUGUCCCAUACCUCUGCACACUGACAGGAGACUCCAAUGGACAGGUUCGGGAAACGGCGACGUCCACGCUGGUGGAGGUGUACCGCUUCGUGGGGGAGAAAGUGAGAGUCAGCCUGAACAAGCAGGGCCUGCCGGCCGCACGGUUGCAAGCGAUACUCUGCAGGUUUGAUGAAGUGCUGAACUCUGGAAACAUGGCUCUGAGCCUCAGCAACGAUAAAAGUUUUGACGAUGACGAUUCUGUGGACGGGAGCCGGUCCUCCUCUGCCCAGCCGGCCUUCAAGGUCCCGGCCGCCAAGAAGCCCACGAACCAGAGCGCCACCCGCAGGCCGAGCGCCGCGGGCGCCGUCAAGCCCGGAGGGCCCUCUAAGGACGGGGCAGGGAUCUACUCCUCACGAGACCUGGAGGACAACCUGAACAAGAUCCGAGAGAUCCUGUCUGACGACAAGCACGACUGGGACCAGAGGGCCAUUGCGCUGAAGAAGGUGCGGUCGCUGCUGGUUGCCGGGGCGGCGGACUACGACUGCUUCUACCAGCACCUGCGCCUGCUGGACGGCGCCUUCAAGCUGUCGGCCAAGGACCUGCGGUCCCAGGUGGUGCGGGAAGCCUGCAUCACUGUGGCGCAUCUCUCCACGGUUCUGGGCAACAAGUUUGACCACGGGGCUGAGGCCAUAGUUCCCAUCCUCUUCAACCUCAUCCCCAAUUGUGCCAAGGUGAUGGCCAUGUCGGGCGUGUCUGCCAUACGCUUCAUCAUUCGGCACACCCAUGUUCCCAGGCUCAUCCCCUUGAUAACCAGUAACUGCACAUCCAAAUCUGUUUCUGUGAGAAGGCGCUGUUAUGACUUCCUGGACCUGCUGCUGCAAGAGUGGCAGACCCAUUCGCUGGAGAGACACACGGCCGUCAUGGUGGAGAGCAUAAAGAAGGGAAUCAGGGACGCAGACGCCGAGGCCAGGGUGGAGGCCCGGAAGGCGUACUGGGGCCUGCGGAACCACUUUCCCGCCGAGGCGGACAGCCUGUUCAACUCCCUGGAGUCCUCGUACCAGCGCAACCUGCAGUCCUGCCUGCGCAGCUCCGGCAGCGCCGCCUCGCUCCCCCAGUCCGACCGCUCGUCCUCCAGCUCCCAGGAGAGCCUCAAUCGCCCUCUGUCAUCCAAGUGGUCUGCGGCUCCAGGGAGAGUUCCCGUCGGCGCCAGGACAACCGGCUCGCCAGGGUCCCUGCAGCGUUCCCGCAGCGACGUUGACGUCAACGCCGCCGCCGGGGCCAAGGCCCGACACGGCGGGCAGGCGGGGGGCGCCAGCCGCCUGAACGCCUCGGGGCUGCCCCCGGGGUCCUACGCCUCCCUGGGUCGACUGCGCUCCAAACAGACCCUCUCCACAGUGUCAGGGACCCCAGCCAGCUGUCAGGUGGACUCCAGGAGUCGCAGUCGAACCAAAAUGGUCUCCCAGUCCCAGCCGGGCAGCAGGUCCGGGUCCCCGGGCCGGGUUCUGGCCAGCACGGCCCUCAGUACCGUCAGCACGGGGGCCCAGCGGGUGCUGGCCACCUCCGGCUCCCAGAGGCGCAGCCGCAUCCCGCGCAGUCAGGGCUGCAGCCGCGACUCCAGCCCCACCCGGCUCUCCGUAGCUCCUUCAAACCAAAGUCAGAUGUACAGUGAGCGGAGUAGUCGAGCGCGCGGUAGCCGAAUCCCUCGGCCUAGCAUGAGUCAGGGCUGCAGCCGGGAGGCCAGCCGCGAGAGCAGCAGGGACGCCAGUCCUGUCCGCUCUUUCCAGCCCCUGGGUAAGUCAGUCAAGCCCACCUUGCCCAAUCAUCUACCUGCUGUGCAUGGCCCCGCCCCGAUACCCCAGUCCCAACCCUUCUGGCACCAGAUCACUGGUAAAGUCUGCAUUCGUCCAUGUGUCAGUCUUCAUGGGGGGGGAGGGGGGGUGGGCGCGGCGCAUGUGACCCAUCCGCUAUCCUUCUUUCUCUCUGCUCCUUCCUUCAUCCUCCUCUUGGCCUCCUUCCAUCUAUUCUUCUUUUUGUCCUUAUCCAGCGGGUUUUCCGCGGUCCGUCGGAUUUCUGUGUUCUCCGUAAUGCUUCAGAAAUCGGACAUAGAAGCGAGCUCACCCCGACACGUCUCCAGGUCCACCGGGGCCCUCCACACCCAGGAUGUGUUUGGGGCUGCAGGAUAUCGCGGCCAAUGGAAUAACACGAGGUGGGGACUCGCUGACUCUCUGCCCCGCCCCCUCCCCUCCCGCGUGCAGAAGAAGCCGGCCAGGCGGAGGUACGACGCGUACGGGAUGUACUCGGACGACGACGCCAACAGCGACGCGUCCAGCGCCUGCUCGGAGCGCUCCUUGAGCUCGCGCAACGGCGGCGUCCCCACCUACAUGCGCCAGACGGAGGACGUGGCCGAGGUGCUCAACCGCUGCGCCAGCGCCAACUGGUCCGAGAGGAAGGAGGGCCUCAUGGGCCUGCAGAGCCUCCUCAAGAACCAGAGGACCCUCAGCCGUGUGGAGCUGAAGAGACUCUGUGAGAUCUUCACCAGGAUGUUCGCUGACCCACACAGCAAGAGAGUGUUCAGCAUGUUCCUGGAGACCCUGGUGGACUUCAUCCAUGUGCAUAAGGAGGACCUGCAGGACUGGCUCUUCGUCCUGCUCACGCAGCUGCUGAAGAAGAUGGGCGCUGACCUGCUGGGCUCGGUCCAGUCCAAGGUCCAGAAAGCGCUGGACGUCACCAGGGAGUCCUUCCCCAAGGACUUGCAGUUUGCCAUUCUGAUGAGGUUUACGGUCGACCAGACCCAGACACCCAACCUGAAGGUGAAGGCGGGCAUCUUGAAGUACAUAGAGACUCUGGCCAUGCAGAUGGAGCCCACGGACUUUGUCAAUUCCAGCGAGACUCUUUUGGCCAUCUCUCGCAUCAUCACCUGGACCACAGAGUCCAAGAGUUCUGAUGUCAGGAAGGCGGCGCAGUCGGUCCUGAUCUCCCUCUUCCAGCUAAACACCCCGGAGUUCACCAUGCUGCUGGGCUCUUUGCCUAAAGCCUUCCAGGACCAGGCCACCAAACUCCUGCAGAACCACCUGCGCAACACCGGCAACACUGCGCAGGCCUCAGUGGGCAGCCCCCUCACCGCCCGACACACCCCCCGCUCCCUGGCCGGCUGGUCCAGCCCCCUCACCUCACCCACCAACCUCUCUCAGAACACACCCUCACCAAGCGCGUUCGACUACGACACGGAGAACAUGAACUCGGACGACAUCUACAGCUCCCUGCGGGGAGUGACCGAGGCCAUCCAGAACUUCAGCGUGCGCAGCCAGGAGGACAUGAACGACCCUCCCCGGCGGGACGGCAAGAGAGACGGGGAAGGGGACGCCGGCGGCUUUGGGGGCGGUGGUGUGGACGCCCUGGACUCUGGCCGCACCGCGUUGGACAAUAAGACCUCUCUCCUCAACACCUUGCCUCUGAAACACUCCAGCCCCCGCGGAACGCGCGACUACAACCCCAUCAAUUACUCCGACGACUCGUCCAUUCUCAAGGACAGCAGCACGGGCUCAUUGGCACUGUACAGCAGCUUGGACCAGUCAGAGAUGGUGGCUGAGAUCCUGAAAGAUCUGUCCAAUCACGAGGAGCGCGUGGAGGAGAGGAAGGCGGCGCUGAGCGAGUUGAUGAAGCUGAUUCGGGAUAAGCAGCUGCUGGUCUGGGACGAGCACUUCAAAACCAUCCUGCUGCUCCUGCUGGAGACCCUGGGGGAUCGGGAGCAUGUGAUCAGGGCGCUGGCGUUGAGAGUGCUGAAAGAGAUCCUGAACUGUCAGCCCUCGCGCUUCAAGAACUACGCAGAGCUCACCAUCAUGAAGGUCCUGGAGGCCCACAAAGACGCUCACAAGGAGGUGGUGCGUGCGGCAGAGGAGACUGCAGCCAUGCUGGCGACCUCUAUCAGCCCAGAGCAGUGCAUCAAGGUCCUGUGUCCCAUCAUCCAGUCGGCCGACUACCCCAUGAACCUGGCCGCCAUCAAGAUGCAGACUAAAGUAAUCGAGCGCAUCCCCAGAGAGCAUAUGAACCAGCUGCUCCCCGAGAUCGUCCCCGGGCUCAUCCAGGGCUACGAUAACACAGAGAGCAGCGUGCGCAAGGCCUGCGUGUUCUGCCUCGUCGCCAUUUACACCGUCAUCGGGGAGGAGCUGAAGCCACACCUCGGCCUGCUGUCCGGCAGCAAGCUCAAGCUGUUAAAUCUGUACAUCAAGCGGGCUCAGUCGGGCCCUGGCGGGGGCGAUCCCACAGCAGACCUCUAGAGCCGGGGCUUAAGAGCGCGGGCGGACAUCGCCUCCUGCUGGCCGGUCAGAGCAUGACUGAGACUCUCACGGGAAGCGCAGUCGGGCUGUGGCCCACACGCAAACCACACGUGCAUACAGUUCUCACAGUGCAGGACACCCUCUCCUGGUCUCCACCCUGCAUGCUGCCUGCUACACUUGGCUCUGGAACUUUCCGUGUGCAGCUCAGCAGUGUCAUCCUUCAUUCAGACGCGUUGCUUCUACAUCACAGACGGGGUUCCAGUUCCAGCCCGUCUCCCACCUCCUGCAGCACAAUCCUACCAGUGUUCCUCAUCUCAGUUACGGCUUUAUAUCUUUUUUUCCUGUUUCUGUAAAGCUCAUGAGGAAGUCAAUCAACUGCUUUAAACAGGAGUGGAGAAAGGUGCUUCUGUCCAGUGAUCUAUUUUGUUUUUGUCUCUUAAGCAUUGUUUGUUUUUACUUCAGUUCCAGUAUAUACAAAUAAAAGUGCAGAUUUUUUGUUCCUGAUGAUGGUUCAGAUGGGCUGAGAUAGUGGGAAGGUUUCUGUAAUGGUGACCUCAAAAGUGCUAGACCCAGGAUCAUGCAUCAAAUAUUAAUCCAUUUACAACGCUAAUGGAACAUGUCUGCUGCCAUGGCAACGGUGCUCCUUCAAACAUGAAGCCUUAGCCAGACAGGAAGGAAGCAUUUUCACUCCAUUAUCUCCUCUUCUGUGGUUGCAUAGCCAUAUGCGAGAACACGUUAAAUAUUUCACGGGGCUGAAACAGUUCCUUAAUUUUAGGUUUCACGGGGGAACGAGAUCAUUUAGAAUGCUGUUUGCUCUCAGCUCGCCGUGGUUUUUACUUAGUGACUUGAGUGAAUUUCUGCAGUCAGCACCAACACCUGAGUUACUGCAGCAACAGACAGGCCUGUCCGGCACUGCAGCCACCUUACAGGGAGCCGAUCGCUGGGGCAGGCGUCAGGUGGUACGAUCUGUUCGCUUUCCGCGGUGCAGUCUGAGGUGAAAGGUGGUUAUAGUUGCUGGGGUGUCAUGACCUUCAAGGAUGUGCUAAUGUAGCACAAGUGCGGUACGUUUAGUAAAGUCUCCCUUUUGGCCUGCGCGGCUUUUUGUUUCUGUUAACAAUCCCCUGACAUGAACAGAAAUUUUCCUUCUCAACUGAUUCUCCACCUAUAGCAGGGUUUCAUGCAGUCUUCCUGUCAAAUCUUGUGUGAUGCAUUUGGGGAAAUCUCUGUAACCGUGGCUCCCCUAAAAAUCAUAUACAGAACUGAUGAGAUGAGCGAUAUCCUGUUCGGGGAUGUUACAGAAUGUGCUGGGUGUCCAAGAGGGGGUCUCAGGUCACACAUUGUACCCCUGAAACUUCCCCUUGCAUUUGUACACACACACACACACACACACACAUGCACACACACUCACACACUCAAUCUCUCAUCUGUUCUCUCCUGUGUUCUCACUGUCUGAUCUCUGUCUCUGAUUUGAUCUUCUUUCAACACCUUCUGAACACCAUUUGCUUUCCCGAGAGUUCAGCCAGAAACUGAAAAGAUUCAUUAAUGAGCGGCCUGUUGGCUGGAGGCUGAAUUUAUCCUAUUUUCUCUUGUCGCGAAAGUAGUUAUUUUUCUUCAAUGGAAAAUUUGUAGAAAUGUAUUUACAGACUUGAAUGGCAAAAUGGCAUCAACGUCACCCUUUUUCCUCUUUAACAGUUGUUUUUUCUUUUUUGUUUUGUUGCUUGUGAGUGUAUCAUUUUAGUUUUCACUUCUGGUUCCUUUGUGUAUUUAUAUACCCGUGCAUAGUUGUGCAUAUACCGGAAAUAAAAUUGUACAGAACCUUGAAAAA
Molecule: messenger RNA, 7305 nt
Organism: Anguilla rostrata (American eel)
Lineage: Eukaryota; Metazoa; Chordata; Actinopteri; Anguilliformes; Anguillidae
Gene: clasp2
Product: cytoplasmic linker associated protein 2
Exons: 38
Coding region: 720-5480 (1586 amino acids)
Biological process (GO): establishment of mitotic spindle localization; mitotic spindle assembly
Cellular component (GO): kinetochore; cytoplasmic microtubule; basal cortex
Molecular function (GO): microtubule binding
Source: RefSeq, a predicted model, not a curated record